Molecule: messenger RNA, 580 nt
Organism: Mesitornis unicolor (brown roatelo)
Lineage: Eukaryota; Metazoa; Chordata; Aves; Mesitornithiformes; Mesitornithidae
Gene: CENPP
Product: centromere protein P
Exons: 6
Biological process (GO): CENP-A containing chromatin assembly
Cellular component (GO): chromosome, centromeric region; nucleus
Source: RefSeq, a predicted model, not a curated record
GUCUCGGUAUCAGCGGGUGCAGAUAAAGCGUGACUCAGUGUUCAGCUAUGGUGCACUGGGGAUCUCUUGUAAACAAGGAAUGCGGCACCGCUUGCCCGGGGAGCGCAGCGCAGUCGUUCGGGCUGACAGACUUCUCACACUUUGUAAACUGCAGGUUUUGGAGCGCAGCUUCGUAUCCAGUCCACACAGACAGCACAGUGCUUUUAAAAUAGUUACAGGAAAAGUUGAGGCUCAGGACAAAUAUCCUGAUGUUGUGAGACUUCCAGAAGGGCUGCUGGGAGAUGCCAUCAUCCUAAGGAACCCCAAACCUUCUGGGUUUGAAUUAAUGAUCGUCUGGAAGAUCCAUCUCGAUGAAAAAGGGAGAACUACGCCUGUUCUGGACCUUCUGACUAAAGUACCAGAGCAAGUCCUGGGGCAGAAGAAGGCAGCAAUUGAAAAUGCCCCCGGCCACUUCCGAAGUUUGCUGCUGCUGCUUGGGAUUGAGGCAGCCAUCGAGAACCUGAUCAGAGCGGUCAGCUUGGGACAGUGAAUAGCAGCACGAGUUACAACAGGUAGCAAUUUCAAAAGUAGUUUUAAUUAA